Molecule: messenger RNA, 4938 nt
Organism: Carassius gibelio (silver crucian carp)
Lineage: Eukaryota; Metazoa; Chordata; Actinopteri; Cypriniformes; Cyprinidae
Product: transforming growth factor beta-1 proprotein-like
Exons: 8
Coding region: 2962-4095 (377 amino acids)
Biological process (GO): transforming growth factor beta receptor signaling pathway; regulation of cell population proliferation; SMAD protein signal transduction
Cellular component (GO): extracellular region
Molecular function (GO): growth factor activity; type III transforming growth factor beta receptor binding; cytokine activity
Source: RefSeq, a predicted model, not a curated record
ACCGGAUAUCACUACACUGAAGAGAAGAAAAGGCUGAAUAAAGUCGUAGUUUUUGCUAUUUUUGUACCAAAAUGUAUUUUCGAUGCUUCAAAAAAUCAGCGACAUGAGGGUGAGUUAUUAAUAACAUAAUUUUCAUUUUUCGGUGAACUAACCCUUUAAGUGCCAAUUUUUCUAAAUUGAGAUGUAUGUAUUAUAUGAAAGCUGAAUAAAUAAUCUUUCCAUUGAUGCAUGGUUUGCUAGGAUAGGACAAUAUUUGGCCGAGAUACAAAUAUUUGAAAAUCUGGAAUCUGCGGGUGGUGCAAAAAAAAUUCUAAAUAUUGAGAAAAUCGCCUUUAAAGGUAUCCAAAUGAAGUUCUAAGCAAUGCAUAUUACUAAUAAAAAAUUUAAUUUUGAGAUAUUUACGGUAGGAAAUGUACAAAAUAUCUUCAUGGAACAUAAUCUUUACUCAUUAUCCUAAUGAUUUUUGGCAUGAAAGAAAAAUCUAUAAUUUUGACCAAUACAAUGUUUUUUUUAUUUUUAUGGCUAUUGCUGGCUACCCCAGUGACUUGAGACCAGGGUCACAUAUGUUGACACCAUCUUGUUUCAGAAAUGUUUUGAUGCACUGUUUCACAUCCUUCUUGCAUUGAAUUUCAUCAGUUCCUCUCUUAAAUAUAUAUAUAUUUUUUUUUAUAUAGACAGAAAUAAAGAUGGGGGAGGGCGUUUAAAAAAAAAUGUGUAAAAAAAAAAAAGUGUGUAGCUGUCGUAAUUUUUUGGUACCCUCUACUAAUUUACUGUUAAAAAGCGUCUGCUUUUUUCUAAGUGUUUGAAAGUAGAAUAGCUCCUUUGGGAAUUGAGUCUGUAUUCUGUAAACGCAAGAUGUGGAAGAUAUUCCAAACAGAAAAACUGCAGCCCUAGCAUCAUUUCUGUGUUCUGCCAUUUAACUGUUACCUUAACAUACCCAACUAACCUUGUUAAUUUCUUACUCGUUAAAAAAAAGUUUAACAUAUAAAUAAUUAAUACCUUUGACAAAUAUGUACAAAACUCACACAUGAGAUAGCAGUAUCCUAAAGGCCACUAUAUACUUGCAUCGGAAGUUCAGUACAAUAACACAACAAUGUCAAAUAAGUUGUAUUCCCAGAGUAUACCCACCUAUGACAUAACAUUAUUUGUAUAGCCCUUUUAUGAUCAUAGCAAAGCAACUUUGCAGUAAAUUAAGUUUCUACAAUAUUUAGUAGUAGCUUAACAGUGGUAACUUUCAGUUUAUGUGCAUAUGACAGAAAUUUACAAAAACAAAUCAAAGACGUAAUCAAACAGACGAUGAGCACUAUUAACAGCAAUUAUUAUGAUGCAAUCAAACUUGUAGCAAUAUUCGUUAGUUCUGUAUGUUGUUUCGGGGUUAGCAUCAUCUGAGGACCUCUGAGGGGGUGACAUCAUCUCUUCUCUGGUGUUCUGGAUCCAGACUGAAGCAAACAAAUAGAUACAUAAUUAGCGUAUCUAACUGCUGUUCCAGCCAAGUAAAAUUAAUUUGUUUAACCCAAGCCGAAGAAUAAGAAGAUAUAACUGGAUCAGAUAUAACUGCAGUCCAAGAUUAUUGGAUGCAUUUUUUUAAUGCUUGGCUAAAGAGAUGUGUUUUUAAUCUAGAUUUAAACAGAGAGAGUGUGUCUUAACCCUGAACAUUAUCAGGAAGGCUAUUCCAGAGUUUGGGAUCCAAAUUUGAAAAAGUCCUACCUCCUUUAAUGGACUUUGCUAACCCAUGAACUACCAAAAGUCCAGAGUUUUGUAACCUAGCAUGAUGGAUUGUAGCGUGGUAGAAGACUAGUUAGGUAUACAGGAGCUAAACCAUUAAGGGCCUUAUAGGUAAGUAAUAAUAAUUUGUAACUGAUACGGAACUGAAUAGGAAGCCAGUGCAGAGAUUGUAAAAUUUGGGUAAUAUGAUCAUAUUUUCUUGACCUGGUAAAGACUCUUAAGUGCUGCAUUUUGGACUACCUGUAGCUUGUUUAUUGAAGAUGCAGGACAACCACCAAGAAGUGCAUUACAAUAUUCCAGUCUAGAGGUCAUGAAUGCAUGAAGUAGCUUAUCUGCAUUAGAAACAGGUAACGUUUCAUAGCUUGGCAAUGUCUCUAAGAUGGAAGAAUGCAGUUUUUGUAACAUGGGAAGUAUGAUUUACAAAAGACAAGUUGCUGUCUAAUAUAACACCAAGAUUUUUGACUGUAGAGGAAGUAACAGUACAUCCGUCUAGUUGCAGAUUGUAGUCUACUAGAUUCUGUGUACAGUUUUUUGGUCCAAUAACUAAUAUCUCUGUCUUAUCCGAAUUUAAUAGGAGAAAAUUAUCAGUCAUCCAAUCCUUCACAUUGAAUUUUUUUCUUUUUUACCGAAUUUGUCUUUUACAUUUCAACACACUCUGUUUCAUUCUAAAUGUUGAAUUUGAGUGGAUAGCAGUAGCCAGCAGACUCCAGGCACAUGAAUGCCACCAUGAUUUCAUUUAAACCCUUUGCCUCACAUAUUGUCCACAGUUUGUGUUAAAUCUAGAAGGGAAACUGCUGCGUUGCAAAGGAAGUGUUGUGUCAUUUGGUUAAACUCUGCUGCUUCCUUUUCCUCUUUUGUCAUUCCUUGAGUUGAGAGCAAACUUAAGUGUUUUCAGAACAAGGAUACGGCACAAGAAAGUAACUGAUAUUACUUUGAACCUCAAAUACGUGCAUUUAUUUGCUCCUGUUGAGCGGGACCCAAGGAAACGUUGAGGUUAUCGAAUGGAAACUACUUUAACUGAAGCAUGGUGGCUUGCAAAGACAUCUAUUGAGUAAUUUCUAUGGUCCUCUGACUUUAUUGGCCGUUGGGUUUGAAGUAAAGAAGACAACACCAACUUUUUCUGUAGCAAUGCUAAAGUGACGCCAGCAUUGUAGCAAGUGUCUAGAAGACCUUUCAGUUCUGUAACCAUCUAGUGCCACAUUCAAAGACUCAACAUAAAUUCCAGCGACACUGACCAUGAAGGUGGAGAGUUUAUUACUAGCAUUGCAAUGCCUGUUGGGAUUUGUACACUACGGCGGAGGAUUGUCAACAUGCAGUUCUUUAGACCUAGAGCUAAUAAAGAGAAAGCGAAUCGAAGCGAUUCGAGGACAGAUUCUCAGCAAACUACGACUGUAUAAAGAACCAGAAGUAGACGAGGAAGAGGAGUUACAAAAUGUCCCAGCAGAGCUCAUCUCAGUAUACAACAGCACCGUGGAGCUAAAUGAGGAGCAGGCGGCCCCUCUUGAACAACCCAGAGAAGAUCCUAUGGAGGAGGAAUACUAUGCUAAAGAGGUUCACAAAUUCACCAUAAAACUGAAACAGGGAACCCCGGACAAGAUAUUGUUCAACAUCACAGAUAUAAGCCACACAUUGGGUUUAGACUGCACAAUCUCCCAGGUGGAGCUCCGGAUGCGCAUCAUGAGUUUUUCAGGUGCUACAGAGCAGAGACUGGAGCUGUAUCAGGGCACUGGGAACAAGUCGCGCUACUUGGAAUCACGCUUUAUUUCCGACAAAAUGGCAAGCAAAUGGCUAACGUUUGAUGUGACACAGACCUUGAAGGACUGGCUCCAGAGAAAUGAGGCAGAGCAGGGAUUUCAAUUGAAGAUGGCAGAUAACUGUGACCCUUCGACUACAUUUCCACUCAAAAUAGCAGGUUUGUCAACUACAAGAGGUGAUACAGAAACCUUAGCAGACCAUAUGCCAAAGCCUCACAUUUUGGUCAUGUCACUUCCCCUUGAAGGCCGCAGCUCAUCAAAAUCUCGCAGAAAACGUCAAACUGAAACAGAACAAGUUUGUACCGAUAAGUCUGACAGCUGCUGUGUCAGAAGUCUGUACAUUGACUUCCGCAAAGACCUGGGCUGGAAGUGGAUACAUGAACCUUCUGGUUAUUACGCCAACUAUUGCACUGGCUCUUGCUCUUUCGUCUGGACUUCAGAAAAUAAAUACUCACAGGUUCUUGCGCUGUAUAGGCAUCACAAUCCUGGUGCAUCUGCUCAACCCUGCUGUGUACCUCAGGUUCUAGACCCACUGCCCAUCCUUUACUAUGUGGGCCGGCAACAUAAGGUAGAGCAACUGUCAAAUAUGAUUGUGAAGACCUGCAAGUGUUGCUGAAAGCCAUAUCUCUGUUUGGUUCUUGUGAGCAAAAUCAAGAGAGGAACAUUUUGAGGCAGUUUUAACCCAGUAUUUUUGGAGGGGAACUAUUUUAUUCCAGUUAUUUUGGUCCUUUUCAUUUUACUUGACUCCGCUGUACCACACUUCGAUGUACUGAUACUGUUGUACAUUUAUGUUGAUGAUACUCUACAUUUGCUGUACAUGUUGUCAUAAAAGUGGCAAUACUCAUUGUUUUAUUUAGAGGUGUCAACUAUUAUUUAACAGAAAAUCAAAUUGUGACUUAAAAUUUUCAUCACAGUUCGAUGUAGAUUAUUCUGAAUAAAAGUUUGCAUAUAAAAACUAUUGGACACGUCGUUUACUGUAUUAAGUGGAAUAUAAUAUCUCUCCGUUCUGUGCAGACUGUUUAUAUCUGUACUUGCAUUGCUAACGUAAUUAUGUUGUUGUUACUUAACUAUGCUGUUGACAUUGAAAAACCUUCCUUGAUUUUUAAUACAGUAUGUGCUUGCAAAUUAUUUUAUAUUAUUUUCUCAAAUUAAUCCCUCAGCUCCAAAAGUAAGCACCGUUGCUGUGUAAUUUAAUUUUAUUGCUUUCAGGUGUAAUUUGUAUGUGCUGUUGGUGUAAUUUUAUUGCUGUAGACUGUAUUUGUGAUCACCACUGAAUGUUUGUUGCAUGUACCAGUGCAUAUUGUUUUUCUGUUUUUCCCAGAAUCCACAUUUGUUACAGGUGUUCAGGAAAGACUAUUUCCUGCAAGCUAUUUUGUUGUGGCUUCAGAGCUGGCAAGGCUUUUAUUUUUUUUAUUUCUUUAUUAAGGAAGUGAAUUAAAAGUUUGUACACUGUGUGGUA